AGAGGCACUUCUUAGAGAGCAACCGACCGACCGACUGCAAGACCGACCUUUACUGACCGCAAUCAUGAACUUCCUCCGACGCCGUCUCUCUGACAGCAGCUUCAUGUCCAACCUGCCCAACGGCUACAUGACAGAUCUCCAGAGGCCUGACCCACCUGCUCCUCCUCCCCCCACCGCCUCCUCUCCUUCCCAACAAGGUGCAGCACCUGCCAUGGCGCCUGCCCCUGCCAUAUCCCCGACCAAAACUCCAGUACCGUCCCAGGCGCCAGCCAGCUCCUCUGCAUCUCAGGAGCGCCGUCCGUCCCAACUGGCUCAACAGCCUCAACAGGCCCAGUCCUCCUCCUCUGGUGGUUCCUCUGGCUUCUUCAGCUCCUUCAGCUCCAUCACCAACGUGGUCAAACAGACGGCUGCUUCCGCCGCCGGGUUUGUGGAGCAGUCAGCGCCUUCUCCCUCACUCUCCAAGAAGUUCAAGAUCCUGCUGGUUAUUGAUGAGCCUCAUCAUGAGUGGGCCAAAGUGUUUCGGGGAAAGAAGGUCAUUGGGGAGUACGACAUCAAAGUGGAGCAGGCUGAGUUCUCAGAGAUCAACCUCGUCUCACAUUCAAAUGGAACCUGUAACAUUGACAUGCAGGUCAUCAGGGGCGGGACCAAAGUGGUCAGGUCUUUCAAGCCUGAUUUUGUCUUGGUGCGCCAACACGCCUUCAGCAUGGCCCAGAAUGAGGACUUCAGGAACUUAAUCAUCGGUCUGCAGUAUGCAGGCGUCCCCUCUGUCAACUCUCUGGACUCCAUCUACAACCUCUGCGACAAACCUUGGGCUUUUUCCCAACUGGUCAGUAAUCAGAAGAAACUGGGUUCAGACAAGUUCCCUCUCAUUGAUCAGACGUUCUACCCCAACUAUAGAGACAUGAUUACAACACCGAGUUUCCCAGUAGUGGUGAAGAUUGGACACGCCCACUCUGGAAUGGGAAAGGUCAAAGUGGACAAUGUGAGUGACUUCCAGGAUAUUGCAAGUGUGGUGGCCAUCACUCAGACCUACUGUACUACAGAGCCAUUUGUAGACGCCAAGUAUGAUAUCAGGGUCCAGAAAAUCGGCGCUGACUACAAGGCAUACAUGCGAACAUCCAUCUCUGGUAAUUGGAAGAGCAACACCGGAUCUGCCAUGUUAGAACAAGUAGCCAUGACUGACAAGUAUAAGCUGUGGGUUGAUACCUGCUCAGAGAUCUUUGGAGGGCUGGAUAUCUGUGCUGUCAAAGCCAUCUGUGGGAAGGAUGGUAAUGACUACAUUACUGAGGUUGUGGGUUCAUCUAUGCAGUUGAUUGGUGAUCACCAGGCAGAAGACCGUCAGCUCAUCUCAGAGGUGGUGCUGACUAAGAUGAACCAAGCACUGGCUGCCAAGACAUCGGGGGCUUCCCGCUCACCUGCUCGUUCUCCUCAAGCCCAGAAGCCAACUACUGUGCAGCCCCAGCAGAGUGCUGCCCUUAAGGAAGGACUGGCAGAUCCAAAUAUGACCACGGGCCAGCGCCCUCAACCUCAAGGUGCACCAGUGAAAUCACAGAGCGUAGACCCAUCAUCAGAGUCAGCUAAGAGAGUAUCUGAACCGGUGCCAAAGCCCAGCCAGGCCCAGAAAACUGGUCCAGGUCAAGUUCAGAAACCAGCUCAAAGUCAGAAGCCAAGCCCAGUCCAGAAGUCCGCCUCAGUCACAAAGCCUCCCGUGCCGAGGCCUCCCCCGAUGACGAGAGCCCCGUCCCUCGCAAAGUCAACCCCAGAUUCUGCUUCCAGCCCGGCCCCAGCCAAAGCUUCACCAUCAUCCCCAGCUAAAUCAGCAGCAGCCGCAGCUCCAAGCUCUCCCAAAACCAAAGCAGCAGCAGCAGCAGCAGCAGCAGCAGCAGCUCCAGCACCAGCCAAAGUCCCAGCCCCAGCCCCAGUCCCAGCUUCAGCCCAAGCACCAGCCCCAGCCCCAGCCCCAGCCCCAGUCACAGCCACAGCCCCAGCCCCUGCCUCUCCCCCAACUUCAGCUCCCACCACAGAGCAGCCCAAGCCCCAGCCUCAGGGCUCCCCAUCCCCAGCUCCAGGCAAACCAAAAGAGCUGCCCCCCAAACCCACACCACCUGCAAAGCCCAUCCCUCCUGUGCGCAGGAAUUCCAGGCCGCAGCUCCAGCCAAAACCGCAAACCUCAUCUCCUCCCAAAGCUUUACCUAAACCACAGCCCGCUGUCCAAACCCCAGCACCCACUCAAGCCUCAGAUACUGCCUCAGCCCCAGCCCCAGCACAGGUUCAGUCCCCCGCCAAAGCCAGCCAGUCCCCACCUAGUGUCCAGUCUCCAGCUAAGGCUCAGCCCCAGGCCAAGCCACCCUCUCCUUCCCCAAACCCUGAGCCUGUCCCAGCCGAAGCAGCCGCAGCCCCUGAAGAGGCCCAAGCCCCUGUGGAAGAACAGCCAGGAUCCCAGCAAAAGACCCAUCCUCUGCUGAAUAAGUCCCAGUCCCUGACCAAUGCCUUCAACGCCUUCAGCGACUCCUCUUUCUUCCGCGGUGUCUCAAGCUCUGGAGGUGACGGCCAAGAAGAGGCGAAGGCCGAGACCAUUCGCAACCUCCGAAAGUCCUUCGCCAGCCUUUUCUCUGACUAAACACAACCGAACCGUAGUCAGCCCCUUGUUGAUUCUGGCCCUCCCACCCCUCUAUUGCCAUUGGCCAGUGAUGACUUGAUUGACAUUAAAUGUGAACCAGUCUGAGAUUAAACUUUGUGUGUUAACUGUACUGUAUUCCCUCCGUCCCGGUCCCUCUUCUCCUCCACUUUCAGCUUCUCUGUGUGAGUAACAGUGAGGCCUGCUGGGUAGGAUGUUCAGUGAAUGAUACUGUGCCAGAAUAAUUGGAAUGAAGGAGUUACGUCAUUGAUAUAGAAUAGAAUAGAAUAGAAUAGAAUAGAAUAGAAUAGAAUAGAAUAACAAACAAAAAAAAACCCAAAAUCUAUAUUUUUCCCAAGACACACUUAUGGAUCACUUUCGGAAGUAUAUGAAAAGUAUAAUAUUCAAGACUACAGAUGGAAUGUACAUACAGUAUAUAUAAAUACAGUAUAUAAAUAUAAACAUAUAUAACUAUAAAGGGAGAUAAGCCAAUAAUAUUGAAAAAUAUCUAGUAGCACUUUUCAAUUAGCUUUUGUCAGUGACAUAACUCUUUCAUUCAGUGGCUGGAUUUAUACUAAUUUUAAAUAAUAACCAUAUAUUUGACAUUUGAUGGUUUCCCCUGUGGUUACAGUAUUCCUCAGUUUUGAUCAAUAAGUAAGUAAAAGUGUGUGAGUAAAAGAAAAAAAAAAGACUUCUUUAAAGAGUUUGUUCCGGUGUAAAUCCAGCCGUUGUGUCUCUGGUCCUUGGACUACUGGGCUCGUCAUUGUCGCACAGUAGCACCCCCUUUUUUGUCUAAAAGCCUUGAAGUUCAUUGUCGUGUGAGGGAGUUUGAAAUAUGUGUAUGUUCAUCUGUGUUCAAUUGUUAUGCAUGGCUCCUCCAAGUGGCUCAGUGUGACUUUUGGAGCAGAAGGGAGCUCUAUCAGUGUUGAGUUUUGCCCUACGUUGCCUCUCUCUCUCUCUCUCUCUCUCGCUCUCUAGAUGUUGUAGCCUUAUUGUGGACAUGUUUUCAAAUCACAGCUACAUCUGCUAGCUGUGCAGACCUGAGUCCGUUACAAAUCGAAAUUCAUUCAUUUACCUCAAGUGCUCGAACCCUAUUGAGGGCAAGACUGAUUGGGACUUUUGGGAGCUUUGGGAUUGGUCCAAAUGUGCCAGACAGAAUAAAUCAAUCCUAAAAAGUAGAUGAAUGCAUUUCAAAUAGUAAAAAGACUCAUGUCUGAAGCUGUGACUGGUGAUUUCUUGUUUCACCUCUGUGUAGAUCUAUCAACAGUAUUGUAAUUUGUUGAUUAUUCUCAUAAAAAGACAUUGAGACAGUAGUGCAAUAACACCUCAACAUGAUUGUUGAGUGCUGUCACCCUAUUAUAAAUAUAAAUAUGAUCAUCCAUACAGGACCUAUGUAUCUGUUAAAUACCUUAUUCUUACAUUCCCUUUAAGAUUCCUUUCAGUGGCAACUUUCCAGGUUGCUUUUUUACUGCAGUCAGCAGCUGGGUGUCAGAUUAUGCCAUAUUAAAGGUGUCGGUUUUUGUGAUCAAUCCUAUGUGUAACACAGGAUUGAAAGCACCCAGUAUCCUUGACUGGUCAUUUCCAGCUGAGUUGCUGCAUUUCAAGUUCAUAUGUGUAAAAAAAAAAAUCUCAACACAUAAGUACUGCAUAUCAACCUGUCUGCUUAUCCAUCAUCAGUGCUAUGUUGCAAGUAAAUGAUAACAUAGACUAUUGUAUUUGUAUGUACGUAUGUGUCAUCUCAGGAGUAUUUUUUUUGUAAUAUAUUGAUCAAUUUAUUUAUUUUUUGAGGCUCCAUAUUUAUGGUACAGUAUAUAGGCUAUUGUUUGUUUUGUAUUGUGUUUUUAUUUGUAACGCAAUACUGCUUUGCAUGAUCUGGUGACUGAUAAUGUUUUAUUUCUGUACAGAUAAAAGUUAAUAAAGAUGUGGUUCCAUCAUUCCACUGAUUCGCUAUGUGAGAUUCAUGCUGAUGGCUGUGAUAACGU
Messenger RNA from Thunnus maccoyii (southern bluefin tuna), 4599 nucleotides. RefSeq names its product synapsin IIb (gene syn2b). NCBI's taxonomy places the organism in Eukaryota, Metazoa, Chordata, Actinopteri, Scombriformes, Scombridae. Gene Ontology annotation, cellular component: synaptic vesicle; synaptic vesicle membrane. Gene Ontology annotation, biological process: neurotransmitter secretion. Bases 65 to 2620 code for a protein of 851 amino acids. The transcript is spliced from 13 exons. Gene Ontology annotation, molecular function: ATP binding. The record is from RefSeq and is a predicted model, not a curated record.